AUGAGUCUAAUGGGGUUAAUCUCAGAGACUAUUAGUAUUAUAAACACUUUGCAGUUAGCUAUAGGGGGUGCAGAUUUACAAACACUCGAGGGCCAUUCAGAUUGGGUUUGGUCUGUGGCCUUCUCCCCGGACGGUCAGACAGUGGCCUCAGGCUCCUACGAUAAGACUAUCAAGCUGUGGGAUGCUAAGACCGGCCUGGAACACCAGACACUCAAGGGCCAUUCAGAUUCGGUUGAGUCUGUAGCCUUCUCCCCGGACGGUCAGACAGUGGCCUCAGGCUCCAACGAUAAGACCAUCAAGCUGUGGGAUGCUAAGACCGGCCUGGAGCUACAGAUGCUUAAGGGCCAUUUAGAUUCGGUUCGGUCUGUGGCCUUCUCCCCGGACGGUCAAACAGUGGCCUCAGGCUCCAAUGAUAAGACGAUCAAGCUGUGGGAUGCUAAGACCGGCCUGGAGCACCAGACGCUCAAGGGCCAUUCAGGUUCGGUUCUGUCGGUGGCCUUCUCCACGGACGGUCAGACAGUGGCCUCAGGCUCCAAUGAUAAGACCAUUAAGCUGUGGGAUGCCAAGACCGGCCUGGAGCACCAGACACUCGAGGGCCAUUCAGAUUCGGUUCUGUCGGUGGCCUUCUCCGCGGACGGUCAGACAGUGGCCUCAGGCUCCAGUGAUAAGACCAUUAAGCUGUGGGAUGCCAAGACCGGCCUGGAGCGCCGAACGCUCGAGGGCCAUUAA
Aspergillus tanneri is the source of this 729-nucleotide messenger RNA. Its product is annotated as WD40 repeat domain-containing protein. The coding region runs from base 1 to 729 and encodes 242 amino acids. The record is from RefSeq and is a predicted model, not a curated record. The transcript is spliced from 2 exons. Gene Ontology annotation, molecular function: protein binding. NCBI's taxonomy places the organism in Eukaryota, Fungi, Ascomycota, Eurotiomycetes, Eurotiales, Aspergillaceae.